This is a messenger RNA of Acromyrmex echinatior (Panamanian leafcutter ant), 1033 nucleotides long. Its product is annotated as caspase-1. Lineage: Eukaryota; Metazoa; Arthropoda; Insecta; Hymenoptera; Formicidae. The record is from RefSeq and is a predicted model, not a curated record. Gene Ontology annotation, cellular component: cytoplasm. Gene Ontology annotation, molecular function: cysteine-type endopeptidase activity. Gene Ontology annotation, biological process: positive regulation of neuron apoptotic process; proteolysis; apoptotic process.
UCAGUUUCCCAUUGUACGGAUAAUUUGUGUAUUCCGGGAACAUCCCGAGAUGAUCAUGCAAUAAAAACGACGAACAAUAAGCGAGAAGAUGAACAAUUCAAUGAGAGGGUGAAAUCAUCUCUGUCGACAAUCGACGCUAUCGGCACCAUCGAAAAAAAAUCAUUGAUAAACAGUCCUCCAAAACUUAUUGCAUUAAUGCCAGUUGAAAAGGAUGCAGACUGCUAUAACAUGAAUCACAAAAAUCGCGGUAAGUGCAUAAUCUUCAAUCACGAAGAUUUCUCUAUGUCUACACAAAUGAAACGAGUGGGUUCCGCAAAGGAUGCAGAAAGAUUGCAAAAAACUUUUGGAGACCUCGGAUUUGACGUUGAACUUCACAAUGACUUUACAUUCUCCGAAAUACAAGACGUGCUAAAGAGAGUGAGUCAACUUGAUCAUACGGAUAAUGACUGCCUCUGUGUCAUUACAUUAACCCAUGGUCUGCAUAAGGACAUAAUAUGCGCGAACGACGUCAUGUAUACAUCCAACGAGCUUUGGAAGCCUUUUGCUGCCGACAAAUGUUUGACGCUUGCGGGCAAACCUAAAUUGUUUUUUAUCCAAGCUUGUAGAGGCGAUGAAUCCGAUGAUGGUAUUCAAUUGGUAGCCAAUCGAUCUUUAAGAGGAACGGAAACUGAUUCCAUUACUACAAGUUAUUCUAUUCCGAUUCACGCGGAUUUUCUGUUAGCUCACAGCUCAAUUGAAGGUUUUUAUACCUGGAGGAGUCCCUUUGAAGGAACAUGGUAUAUACAGUGCUUGUGCGACAUCUUAGAUGAACAUGGAACAACAAUGGAUUUGAUGAAAAUAUUGACUUUAACUGCGCGAAAGGUUGCCACAGAAUUUUCCUCUGUCAAUCUCGAGCAUAGAAUUUUACACAACAAGAAGCAGGUGCCGUCAGUGACGACGAUGCUGAUCAGAUCUGUUUAUUUUCCACCAAAAUCGAAGAAAUAAUUUUGCAGAGAAAUUGCAAAACAUUUUCAAAAAGACAGAAAUAAAUUGA